CAAUUUUCAGGCUCUAUCAUCAUGUCAAACACUCCGGAAUCCUCGAUUUUCGGGAAAAUGACUUCCCGUGCGGCUGGAAAGCGGCAAAUCAAGCCAACUGCAAUUCUAUUCGCCACACUUACGGAAAACCACACUUCUGACGAGGAAGACGACGAUUUUGAGGUUAAUCCGGCGGAAAAUGACGCCAAAACCGGCUCCGAAGCGGAUUCCGGCUCAGAUUCUCAGGAAAAUAGUGAUGAAGAAGAGUCUGAAGACGAGGAAAAUGAUGAGGAAGAAGCUGAAAGUGCUGAAAGCUCGGAAAAACCCGAAAGAACUCCGUCUGCAGAGAAAGACGCCGUGAUCUGCGGAGUUUGCAUUAAUCAGCGAAAUAUUGUGGCUGCCGGAGACUUUUUGCAGUGUCAAAAAUGCGGUAUAAAUGUACACGAAUCGUGUUACGGUACCCUCCCGGGCGGUUCAGAUGAUGCUUCGUGGUACUGUGAACCAUGUUUAUAUGGAUUAACACUACCACCACACUGUGAAUUUUGUCCAUCACGUUUUGGAGCAUUUAAAAGAGCCGAUAUUCGUGGAAGAUGGGCUCACGCUAUUUGUGCUCUCUAUACACACGGUGUUAAUUAUGCACAGACUCAUACCCGUUGCGGUGUCUCCUGGGAACAUCUGGACAACAAUGCUCACUUUGGCCGUCGAACGUGCACCGCGUGUACCGACAAAAUCGAGGCUCGCUUCGGAAUCGCAUCCCGUUGCGAGUCAGGAAUGUGCAAAGAGUAUCUCCACGUAACAUGUGCUCAGAAGCUGGGGCUUCUGGUCGAUGAAACAGACGAUAAUGAUACAGAAAUCGCUGUAAUGCGUUAUUUUUUCUGCAAAAAGCACACAAAUCGCGACAAUUUGAAGCCAUAUCAACGGAAAUUCGAUGAUUGGGAAAAGUCAGAAGCCCGUCGGAUUACUGUAAAUCGCCGGCUCCGCUCCGGAGAGCUCGAGAAAAAUGAGCAAAAAGAGCACAAAGAGCUCAGAGUGAAAAUGCGUGAAGAAAUCGAUAAAGUGAUCGAAGAAGAGUGCAAAAAUAAGCCGAAAGGCGAUAUUUCGGCCGGCGAAAAGCCCAAACAAGCCCGCUUGCUCAACUCGUCGGCCGAAUUUUUCGAUCGCUUCGAGACCAAAGCUGAAGAGGCGGGCCUAUCGAGAAAAGAGUUUCGAGACCCGUUUUUCAAUAUUAAGCUUAACAGUGGAUCACAUGUUCCUAUUGGGUUUUCGAAAGAAUAUAUUGAUUUCAUGCAAAUCCGCGACUCACAAAUAAUCCCAGAAGAAGAGGAAAAACUCCGAAAAUCACGUGAACUGCUAGCCGAAACCAAGGCAAAUCAGGAGAAAAAGUCGUCUCAAAAGCAUCUUGUCGAACGAUUUUCGGCCAACGAGGAGCUCAUUGAGCAGAAGCUCACCUCAAUCGAAAAGCUUCAUCAAUUGCUCACAGAGCUCGGCGGUGACUCGGGUCUUCUUCUCAGCGAUUUCAAUAAUCGACAGAGUUGCUCGCGGAGCUCACCGGCUAUAAUUGCACCGAAAAAGAUGAAUUACACGUGUGUUGUGUGCCGAAAGAGUACGGAGCAACAUAAACAGACACAAUGUGAUGAGUGUCAUAAAAGUUAUCAUAUUGGAUGUCUGAGCCCUCCGUUGACUCGGCUACCGAAACGAAAUAAUUUCGGAUGGAUUUGUCAUGAAUGCAAUGAGUCUAGUGAUAGUGAACAGGAAAUCAUUCCGGAAGCAUCCGAAUCUACCACCCGCUCCGUCAGAAGCCGCCGUCCUCCAGCUCGACUUUCAGCGUUUAUUAAUCAUUGAAAAAGGAUUUUAAUUUUUUGAAAAAUGUUUUUAUUUUGUCUCCCAAAAAUCAACAAUUUUUACAAACAACUUGUUUAAAUUAAAUUAAAUUAUUAAGUUUUAUAU
Messenger RNA from Caenorhabditis elegans, 1926 nucleotides. It is a transcript of the gene phf-14, whose product is annotated as PHD-type domain-containing protein. The transcript has 6 exons. Lineage: Eukaryota; Metazoa; Nematoda; Chromadorea; Rhabditida; Rhabditidae. The record is from RefSeq and is marked reviewed. Bases 22 to 1821 code for a protein of 599 amino acids.